This is a messenger RNA of Necator americanus (New World hookworm), 414 nucleotides long. RefSeq lists its product as uncharacterized. Bases 1 to 414 code for a protein of 137 amino acids. The record is from RefSeq and is a predicted model, not a curated record. NCBI's taxonomy places the organism in Eukaryota, Metazoa, Nematoda, Chromadorea, Rhabditida, Ancylostomatidae. The transcript has 4 exons.
AUGCUUGAUGACAUCGGAGUCGCUUCGGUGGCACAAACCGUGAAAAAUCAUAAGUCGUCGUACGUGCAAGGCGCGGAGUGGCUGGCAAAGAAGAAAAAAUUGAGAGAUGCAUGGCUCACAUCUCAACAUAAGACGACUACGACGACAGCUCCACCCUCUGAUCGAGCCUCUACUAUUCUUUUCGCAGUGCUCGGAUUCCUCGCUUUGAUAACGAUCAUCGCGCUAGUGACUUGGGCUGUGAAACGAAACGUUGUGAAACAGCAAAGGAAGCGUGACCGCGAAGUCCAGGAACAUCAAGAACUACUCGAGCAGUCUAUUCGCUCGAGAUUGGUCUAUCGAGAGGUUGAAUGCUUUUCAACGCCGAUUAUUUUUGUUGGUCUUCUUCCAUCUGGCACACGUCACGCGGAAUCUUGA